Gadus chalcogrammus (walleye pollock) is the source of this 966-nucleotide messenger RNA. RefSeq names its product splicing factor 3B subunit 3-like. Gene Ontology annotation, cellular component: U2 snRNP; nucleus. Bases 201 to 947 code for a protein of 248 amino acids. Gene Ontology annotation, biological process: mRNA splicing, via spliceosome. NCBI's taxonomy places the organism in Eukaryota, Metazoa, Chordata, Actinopteri, Gadiformes, Gadidae. The record is from RefSeq and is a predicted model, not a curated record. The transcript is spliced from 7 exons. Gene Ontology annotation, molecular function: protein binding; U2 snRNA binding.
UGACGACGUUAUUGUUGACGAAGGACCCCGAAACGGCCGCCAUUCGUUUAAUUUGUCGUAGGCCUACUUGUUAUUAUUGGGAAUGAUUUCUAAUCAACUUGAAAUCUAAGUCAUCCUUUCAUUGGCAACGUUUGGACCGUUAAGUGAGGGCUGUGGCCAGCUCCUGAAGACCUACUUUGGAUACCUUCUCGUAGGCAGCCAUGUUUCUGUACAACAUCACUUUGCAGCGUGCCACUGGCAUCUCGCAUGCCAUCCAUGGCAACUUCUCAGGCACCAAAAUGCAGGAGAUUGUCGUUUCUCGCGGGAAAAUUCUUGAACUGCUGAGGCCUGAUGCCAACACAGGGAAAGUCCACACCCUGCUUACGAUGGAAGUGUUCGGAAUCGUGAGGUCCUUGAUGGCCUUCAGACUCACUGGAGGAACCAAAGACUACAUUGUGGUAGGUAGUGACAGUGGUCGGAUCGUCAUCCUGGAAUACCAUUCCUCAAAAAACAUGUUUGAGAAGAUCCACCAGGAGACUUUUGGCAAGAGUGGUUGCAGACGCAUUGUACCCGGUCAGUUCCUGGCUGUGGACCCCAAAGGCAGAGCUGUCAUGAUUGGUGCAAUUGAAAAACAGAAGCUGGUGUACAUUCUGAACAGAGACGCGGCGGCCAGGUUGACCAUCUCCUCCCCUCUGGAGGCCCACAAGGCCAACACGUUGGUCUACCAUGUGGUGGGGGUGGACGUGGGCUUUGAGAACCCCAUGUUUGCCUGCCUGGAGAUGGACUAUGAGGAAGCUGACAACGACCCUACUGGAGAGGCAGCAGCCAAUACCCAGCAGACUCUGACCUUUUAUGAACUGGACCUCGGUCUGAACCAUGUGGUCCGCAAGUACAGCGAAGCCCUGGAGGAGCACGGGAACUUCCUCAUUACUGUGCCUGGUGGUGCGGAUGGUCCCAUGGCGUUCUGAUCUGCUCUGAAAACUACAU